This is a messenger RNA of Papaver somniferum (opium poppy), 2319 nucleotides long. RefSeq names its product G-type lectin S-receptor-like serine/threonine-protein kinase At2g19130. The transcript is spliced from 3 exons. NCBI's taxonomy places the organism in Eukaryota, Viridiplantae, Streptophyta, Magnoliopsida, Ranunculales, Papaveraceae. Gene Ontology annotation, molecular function: ATP binding; protein kinase activity. The record is from RefSeq and is a predicted model, not a curated record. The coding region runs from base 527 to 2176 and encodes 549 amino acids. Gene Ontology annotation, biological process: protein phosphorylation.
GCUAAAAAGUUUAAGGUUAGUUUCAAUUGAGAAAUCAAUGAUCAUCUCCAGAAAAUUAAGUUUUUUUUCGAUCUAUAUAGAUGAUACUAUAUAAGGAAAUCAAUUAUCAAGAAGCUCAAGAAAUUCAAGAUUCUUAAGAUAAAAGUGAAACCUAAAACAAAAGAAAAGUAGAAAACCCAAAAUCAUGGUCGUGAACUGUGAUUCAUUUAACCAAUGGUUUAACCGGGGGUAAUCAUUCUAAAAUGAAAAGAUCAUCAUCAUCAAUCACUAAAAUUUGCAGGUAAUAAUUAUAGGUACCUUCCAGUUAAACUAUCUCUACUUUCUCUCUGUCAUAGGCUUCAAAAUCUCUGUUCAAGUUACAACUCAAUACUUAUUAGACUCGUAUUGUUCACCGGGAAAUUACAAAGACAAUAGCCCGUUUGAGAAAAACCUCCAUAAGACUCUGGCUCUGCUUUCAUCCAACAUCAAACCCAAUAAAACAUUAUAUAAUAACAGUAUAGGUCAAAGCUUAGAUAGAGUUUAUGGUAUGUUACUCUGUACAGGAGGCCUUACAGAUGAAGAUUGUAAACGUUGUGCUGAUAUUUCAACUAGAGACGCCACUCAAUAUUGUCCAAACGGUAAAGAAUAUAUUGCAUGGUAUAAUGAUUGUAUGUUAAGAUACUCAAACAGAUCAAUCUUCUCUGUCAUGGAACUGGAGCCAACUAUAUAUCUUCCAACCACAAGCUAUAGAGUAAACACUGGAUUUAAUGAGUUAAUAAACGAAUUAACAAAUAACCUUGUAGCAAGAGCUUCAUCUAAUGGCACUGGUGCUUCUUCUAGUAUAAAGUUUGCAAAGGGAGAUGUAAAUUAUACAGGUCUAAAAUUUCAAGGGUUAGUUCAAUGUACUCCAGAUCUAUCAGGAAGUGACUGUAAUAGAUGCUUAUCAAAUGCACUUGCUGGUCGUCGUUAUCCGAAUAUGUUUUUGACACUAGGUCGGGGAGUUCUUAAACCCAGUUGUUAUGUGAGGUUUGAGAAUUCAAUUACAACUGAUAACGGGAUAAACAAGCCUGUUUUUAUUGUAGUCCCGAUUGUUUCACUAGUUGCAGUUAUACUCAUCUUGGUCAUCAUCAUUUACUUCUGCAAACGGAAAUGGAGAAUAAAGGAGAAAUUUUAUGCAAAGACAGUGGAUGGUACUUUGGCGGCAUUUACAUACCGAGAGUUACAGAUUUCGACGAAUGACUUUUCGCAGAAGUUGGGUGGUGGUGGUUUUGGUUCUGUCUUCAAAGGGGUUUUACCCGACUCAAGUGACAUAGCUGUAAAGAAACUUGAAGGUGUCAGUCAAGGUGACAAGCAAUUUCGUUCAGAGGUGAUCACUAUCGGUAUAAUUCAGCAUGUAAAUCUUGUUCAAUUACGUGGAUUUUGCUCUGAAGGAGCAGAAAAGUUACUGGUUUAUGAUUUCAUGCCAAAUGGAUCAUUGGAUUCUCACCUUUUCCAUCAGAAGAGUGCUGAGGUUUUAGAUUGGAAGACUAGAUAUCAAAUAGCACUAGGAACUGCACGAGGAUUGGCUUAUCUCCAUGAAAAAUGCAGGGAUUGUAUCAUACAUUGUGAUAUUAAGCCUGAAAAUAUCCUUUUGGAUGCUGAUUACUGUCCAAAAGUAGCAGAUUUCGGUCUGGCAAAACUUUUUGGUCGAGGAUUCAGUCAGGUUCUAACCACCAUGAGGGGAACUAGAGGCUACCUUGCACCAGAAUGGAUUUCAGGAGUGGCCAUAACUCCAAAAGCCGAUGUCUACAGCUAUGGUAAGAUGCUGUUUGAAAUGAUCUCGGGGAAGAGGAACACAGGCCAUAUCAGUAAUGAUGAUAAGAUUAGCUAUUUUCCUGCUUGGGCAGCAACCAAAAUGAACGAAGGCGACGAUAUCAUUUUCCUAGUGGAUAACAGGUUGGAAGGUAAUGCUGAUACCCUAGAGCUGACAAGGGCUUGUAGAGUUGCUUGUUGGUGCAUUCAAGAUGAUGAAACUCAUAGGCCUUCCAUGGGUCAGGUAGUUCAGGUACUUGAAGGGAUUUUGGAGGUGAACCGGCCUCCUACUCCAAAGUCACUUCACUUGCUUGUGGGAAACCAGGAUAAUAUGUUUUCUUUCUUAGACUCCUCAAAUGACAGUUCAGAAGCACGAGUCUACACGACAUCAUCAAUGUCAUAUUGAAUGUUACAUAUUUUUUUAUUUGGUUAUUAAUAUUGGUGUAAUUUACUCAUUCAUUCAGAUACUUCACAUAGUUCAAGUUCAGUAAUAGAUUAUUACUGUCAAGUGCACUUGCUGGAAUUGAAAAUUUGAAGUUGAUUUCUGUG